Messenger RNA from Siniperca chuatsi (mandarin fish), 5973 nucleotides. Its product is annotated as solute carrier organic anion transporter family member 1C1-like. Gene Ontology annotation, molecular function: protein binding. Gene Ontology annotation, biological process: transmembrane transport; sodium-independent organic anion transport. The coding region runs from base 939 to 3008 and encodes 689 amino acids. Gene Ontology annotation, cellular component: membrane. Lineage: Eukaryota; Metazoa; Chordata; Actinopteri; Centrarchiformes; Sinipercidae. The transcript is spliced from 15 exons. The record is from RefSeq and is a predicted model, not a curated record.
AAAACUACUGACAAUGUGUUCUGUGGAUUAACAGGGAGUUCUUCUUUGCUAAAAUAAUCUCUAUGUCAUUACUACAAUGAAACUAUGAAAUACACAAAUAUGAAACACAGCUGACAAGGAAUCCCAUGUUGUUCAGGAACAGCCGUGGUGUAAUUUUGUGGCGCUGACAUUACUGCUGCAACUCUAAGGUCAAAAUGUUUUUCAAAAGUUCUUUGGUGUGCUGAAUUUUAAAUAUGUCAGGAACUAAUCCGACGUAUUUUUAUUGAAUAUACCCUAUACAACAAGUCUGAUCAGGUGAUGUGAUGUGAGAAAGCUAUUGUUAGGGGCUAUCAAUAGGACAGGAAGACUUUGAUCAGGCCUAGGAAACACCCAGCCUUACAAAAGCUGAAUUUCUCCAGGAGAGGAAAGCAUUUCACUCUUUGAAAACAGCAAACUAACAGAAACAGCAGGCUUGUAAAAUAAGCUUUGGCCAGCUUCACGCUGCUGCUGUUUGUUGUGCGUUCAAAAGGAUGGAUACUUGGGAGGCUUAUGAUGUUCACAGAGGAGGAUGUGCGAGUGUGCGCAGAAUGUCUGUGUGUGUUUGCAUUCAGUGAACCUCUGAACCCUUUCCGGUGCUGGUCGGACAUGCAUCCCGCUGGACCUUACCCAACCAGAGCAGUCACAUUUGGGUUUGUGUGUGUGUGUGCUUGUCUGUGUGUGCUUUUUAUUGACAUGAUCAACAAGUGCACAUGAGUGAGUGGGUUACUGAUUACAGGUAAUGUUAUAGUUUGUUUGUGAUAAGACUCUUGCUUUAAGCACAAAGUCCUGCCAGGUACAGCGCGACUUCAGCUACGUUACCACAUCCUUCCCAUCCCUUGUAGGACAGCUGCUGCCUCUCAGGUCCGUUGGUGGUGUGUUUUUUUCUGCUUCCUCGCAUCUGUUGAGCACGCAGCAGCAUCAUGAGUGUAGAGUCCAAAAAAACACGUGAGGCUUGCUGCUCCAAGCUCAAGCUCUUCCUGGCCUCUAUGGCAUUUGUAUACUUUUCCAAGGCCUUUGGUGGAGCCUAUAUGAAGAGCUCCAUCACUCAGAUUGAGAGGCGCUUUGAUAUCCCCAGCUCCCUCACUGGGGUUAUAGAUGGCAGCUUUGAAAUGGGCAACCUGUUGGUAAUAGCCUUUGUGAGCUACUUUGGUGCUAAGCUCCAUCGUCCCAGGCUGAUCGGUAUUGGCUGUUUGAUCAUGGCUAUUGGAUCUUUCCUCAUAGCCCUGCCUCACUUCUUCCAGGGACCGUAUAAAUAUGAGACCAGUGUGUCUCACAGUACAGACGCCAACAGCACUGACAGCACCCUGCCCUGUCUGUCCAACCACAGCCUGGCUGAUGCAGAUGAAACACCUGAUUUACAGGCCAGAUCAGCUUGUGAGAAGGCAGCCGGCUCCUCCAUGUGGAUCUAUGUGUUCCUGGGAAACAUGCUGCGUGGAAUUGGAGAGACUCCCAUCAUGCCUCUGGGUGUGUCCUACCUGGAUGACUUCUCCAGAGAAGAGAACACUCCUUUCUAUUUGGCCUGCAUCCACACAGUGGGAAUCUUAGGACCUAUGUUUGGGUUCAUGCUCGGGUCCUUCCUUGCCAAGAUCUACGUGGAUAUUGGAUCUGUGGAUUUAGACAGCAUCACCAUCAACCAUAAGGACUCCCGCUGGGUGGGGGCCUGGUGGCUGGGCUUCAUAGUGACUGGCACCGUGAUCCUGCUGUCCAGUAUCCCAUUCUGGUUCCUGCCCAAGUCUUUGCCCAAGCAGGGGCAAGAGCAGAGCAGCCAGAGUAAAGGCACAGAGCUCUCCACAGUGGCAGAGCAGGAGAAUUUCCUGCCAGAGGAAAACCAGGAUAAUGAGGAGAAGGAGAAGGCAGUUACAUUCCAGGAGCUGGCUAAAGAUUUCAUUCCAUCUCUGAGGAGACUCUUCAGGAACAGCAUCUUCUCGCUGAUGAUCCUCACCUACCUGGUGGCUGUCAACGGCUUCAUGGGCAUGAUCACCUUCAAGCCAAAGUUCUUGGAGCAAAUCUAUGGCCAAUCAGCCUCCAAGGCCAUUUUCCUCAUAGGUAUACUGAACCUGCCAGCAGUAGCUUUGGGCAUCAUCACCGGAGGUUUUGUGCUGAAGCGUUUCAAGCUGGGUGUCAUCGGAGCAGCCAGGGUGUCAAUCGCUGCCUCCGUCGGGUCCUUUUGUCUGCUUGCCAUUCAGAUCUUCAUCCACUGUGAUAAUGCAGAGGUGGGAGGUCUUACCGUCUCAUAUCAGGGGGCUCCUCAAGUGUACUACAGCCAACAGGCUUUGCUGUCCCAGUGCAACAUGGGCUGCUCCUGCUCAAUGAAGCAUUGGGACCCAGUAUGCGCCUACAACGGAAUGACGUAUGCCUCGCCCUGCCUGGCUGGCUGCCAGACCUCCACCGGCACCGGCAAAGAAAUUGUGUUUCAUAACUGUACCUGCAUUGGGGAGAUGAUGACUCCGGGCAUGAACAUGUCUGCAGUGCUGGGCCAGUGCCCCAGGAAGAGCGACUGUGAUCGCAUAUUCAAAAUCUUCAUGGCUUUGUCUGUAGUGGGGUCCUUCAUUUCUGCCUGUGGGGGCACGCCAGGAUACAUCGUACUGCUCAGGUCCAUACAGCAAGACCUGAAGUCACUGGCUUUGGGUAUGCAAACACUGAUAGUAAGGACUCUGGGUGGGAUACCUCCUCCUAUAUAUUUUGGAGCAAUGAUUGACCGAACCUGUUUGAAGUGGGGUACCAAGCAGUGUGGAGGCCGUGGAGCAUGUAGACUCUAUGAUGCUAAUGCUUUUAGAAUAACAUUCAUGGGGUUGAUUACUGGACUCUACUUCCUAUCCAACAUGCUGUGGGGAGGCCUCUACCUCAAAAUUGUAAAGAGACAGAAGAAGUUAGCACUGAGGAAUCAGGCCAAAGAAAAUGGACUGGAGGGUAACAGCGUGAGCAAUGGACACGCCAACAUCAACAUUGCCAAAAACAAAGAAGACAUGGACAAGGAGAGCACUAUUUAAGGUGUUUGGGGAAGGCAACACCAUUGUAUAAUGCAAAUGAGCGACACAUAUUUUCCAUUGCCUACGUACUGUGCUGCAUCCAUACUGGACCAAAUGUGGUAAUGGUACAGUGUCAGUGCUCUUUGGCCUUCGAGCAGUAGACCUCUUUUUUACACAGAUAUUGUACCGAAAACAACAGCUGCUGUAUUUUCACGUCAAAGGUGAAAGAUCCUGACUAGAGCUUAGUUUUAAUAUGAACAACCAUCCACUGUUUAUACUUGAAUAGCAUUAGGUCAGGUAAUGAUAGUGAUGUCUCAUCCUACAAUUUUACAUUCAAAGUGAUUUAUGUGCAGUGACAGUUUGGCAAAUAUACAGUAUAUGUACAAUAUAUGUACAGUGUAUAGUUUUAAAUACUAGUACAAGACAACGUAAGUGUUUGUGGCCUAAGAUGCAGUGGCACCACUUAGUAACAUGAAGUAUUGUUUAGUUAUUGACAAUGUUUUCUUUCAUGUUUUCAGUGAGAGUGAGAGUUGUGAGAUUAUAAAGCCUACCUCACUGUCUUCAUUGAACAGUAUUGUAAUGAGGACAGUGAGGGUGGCUGAGUUUAAGGUUUAGGGUGUGUUAGAGAUUAGUAAAAAAGUUAACAACAUAAGUGUGAGCUUAAACUUGCCCAGUAAAUGAACCAAUUUAAAUACACAAGGAGGAAAUCAGAUUAGGAUUCCUGAAGGGAUAGUUAGAAAGUCAGUACUGCACUUUUGUCUGACUAUAGCUGGUAUAAUUAGGACUGUCAUAGAUUUGACUUCCUAAAUGAGUGACUAUUUUUGUUGCAAGAGAGGCCAACUUACCAAAUUAUAAGAUAGAUGGUACCUACUGGAUGGCUGCAGAGUAAGUGCUUUGCUUCUUCCUACGAAAGUCUCUGCUGUGGAUUGACAGAUUAAGUGUUGGUGGAGUCUGUGAUAGCUGCACGGCCUAUUCAGAGCUUUGAAAAGGUGGAGGCGCACAAUGCCAUUUUUGUGAGGUGCAAGUAAAUUUUUUGUGCUUGCACCUUUUUUAGUAGUUUGCUGGUCCAACCAUACCUGCUUGCUCUGAGGCUGAUGCCAAAUAUGAACAACUUAAAGGUAAAGUUCGGCAUAUUGGCAAAUGCACUUAUUUGCUUCCUUUUCCAGACUUAGAUGAGAAGAUCGAUAUCACUCAUGUUUGUACACUAAAUAUUAAGCUACAGUCAGCAACUGGCUAGCUUAGCUUAACACAAAGACUGGAAACAGGGGGAAACAGCUAGCCUGGCUCUGUAGGUAACAGAGUCCGCCUACUAGCACAGUAUAGUGGAACUGUUUUUACAAGGGUUAUGUGCAAGACUUUUUCUUGGCUCGGAGCAGUGACUUCCUCGAGUCUUGUUGUCACGGUGAGGUUGCCUGGCAACCAGCAAAGACUAUGGUUUAAAUAAAUGAGAUAUAACGUGUUAAUUAAUAAGCUUGAGAGAUGCUUGUAGGCUUUGGACAGAGCCAGGCUAGCUGCUUCCCUCUGUUCCCAGUCUUUGUGCUAAGUUAGGCUAACCGGCUGCUGGCAGUAGCUUCUAAUCAUAGACUGUAUAUAAAGAUAGACGACAUGACAGCUCCCCAAAAGUGAAGCCAAAACAUCUCGAUCGCCCCCUGGUAGCUGGCUGCAGUAUAGGUCAUGAACCCAGCCCCCUCCAUGUUAGCGGAUGGGACAUGAGCCAAACUCAAAGUACACGUCAAAUACAUUUUUCCCAUUUUUCUAAUAAGUUUGGUUUUAAUUAGUUAUUUGAUGCUAUAAAAAGGGGGUUUCAUGUCAUGACUGACAGCUGAGGCCGGCUUGCGAUUAAGUCGGCUGUGUGUAUGUGCGGGACCAACUCCGAUCACAACUGCACAGACUCUGGUUGCAAAUGACAUCAAAAGCACAAGAUGGCAGCUCUUGUAUCCGGGAUAUUUUGGCUUCACUUUUGUAGAGUGGGAGGACGUGGAGAUGUGGAGAUGUGUCGUCCAUCUUUAUAUACAGUCUAUGCUUCAAAUUUACAGUGCAAACACGAGAGUUGUGUCAAUCUUCUCAUCUAACUAUAUGUGUAUUUCCUAAAAUGUGGAACUAUUCCUGUAAGAGAUUUUGAAUCAGUUUUGAAUAAAUAAUGUUAGACAUUUUAUCAUAUACAUACUGUAAGUUACUGUAGUUGUGGCCCAGCAUCACAUACAUUAUUGUCUUCUAAAAAUAAAGACAGUCGAAGGGAUCUUCUAAAAAUGUGAAUUCACCUUAAAAAGGGAAAACUUUAUAUACAAAUUUGAGUUGCAUUUUUUUGUGCUUUGAGACACUACAUCUAUGUCACUCAAAUUGACUGGGAAGAAUUACUUGCCUUUCAGAGAGAGUGGUUUUCUGUUCUAGGAGAUCAGUCAUGUUUCCAGUUUAUUACUUUGCAAACUAGUUUCUCUGAUGAACAUUUUUAUGACGUAUAUGUGGAACAGGGAACAAGAGAGAUAGGUGGAUUUCAUGCUAAAAAAUCUUUCAUGAAACAGGUUACAUGUCAGCCUGAUAACCUUUACUCUGACUGUUAGCAAUAUUCCCCAGCAACAUUUGACAUGCCUGGAUAUUUCACAUGUCUGACAUUGCGCACAUUUCUUGUUACAUCAUUUUACACAAACCUUUAAGGUCAUGAACAUUCAUAUAAUCUUCUGACUCACCAGUGUUAGUCUGCCAAAGUUCACUAUAGUUUGGACAGUGGAAAACAGUGAGUGGACUGUAACUCAAACAUGAUUGUUUUAUUGAAGUUUUAUUCUGUUAUACACUGUAGUUGUUGAUUAAAAUCAAUCAAUUAAUAUGUAUAAUUACUGUUAAUAUUCAGAAUAUAUAUAUCGAGUUAGAUAUGUUUAUAUUGUGUCCAUAUAUUUCUUCCUUUUUUUCUUCUUCUUUUUUUUUUUUACAAUUUUGUUGAAUGUCCUCAAAGCAUAUCUGUAAGCAAUAAAGACACAUUUUCAUAAAA